Molecule: messenger RNA, 2491 nt
Organism: Manihot esculenta (cassava)
Lineage: Eukaryota; Viridiplantae; Streptophyta; Magnoliopsida; Malpighiales; Euphorbiaceae
Product: BTB/POZ domain-containing protein At5g66560
Exons: 4
Coding region: 263-2254 (663 amino acids)
Molecular function (GO): protein binding
Source: RefSeq, a predicted model, not a curated record
AUAUAUUUUUUUUUCGAAAUGGGUUAGAGCUUUCUAAUAUUAUUUGUCCGUUUGGAGCUUACAUUUCUAAAGAAAAUUCUCUUUAAACGAUUAAAUCUGUAGCAGAAGCGGAAGCAAAAAACACAUCUGUUUUAUCUUCUUUCAACAGAACAAGAGUUAAAUAUCACAUCCGUAAAGACUCCCGCUUCUGUACUCAUGGUUCUAGCUUAGCUCUCUACCAAGUGUCUAAACUGGAACAGAUUUUCUUUACCAGAACUGGGCAAUGGCAGCUGGGAAGCCCAGCUCCAAGGGGCAAGCUUGGUUUUGCACUACUGGGUUGCCGAGUGACAUUGUAAUUGAGGUGGAAGAUAUGAGCUUUCAUCUCCACAAGUUUCCUUUGAUGUCAAAAAGUCGAAAGCUUCACCAACUAAUAACUGAGCAAGAGACAAAACAAACAUCCACGGCAGGAAUAGGAGAAGCAGAAGGGGAAGAGCGUGUACCUGGAGGAGAUGAAAUCGAGGAAGUACACAGUCAGAUUUCGCUUCCGAAUUUCCCGGGCGGCUCUGAAACUUUUGAGAUGGCCGCGAAGUUCUGCUAUGGCGUUAAGGUCGACCUCAAUUCUUCCACCGUUGCCCCGCUUCGCUGCGCUGGAGAGUUUCUUGAGAUGACGGAAGAGUAUUCUGAAGACAAUUUGAUUUCCAAGACAGAGCGUUUUCUUUCUCAAUAUGUGCUCAAGAGUCUCAAGGGGUCUAUAAAAGCAUUAAAAUCAUGCGAGAAAGUAAUGCCUCUUGCAGAGACCUUAGGCAUUGUGCAGCGGUGCAUCGAUUCCUUUGCUUCCAGAGCUUCCUCCGCUGAUCCUGCUUCUUUUGGUUGGCCGGUUAGUGAUGAAGCUAAUGACAAUAGAGCCACAUCCAAUCAGGCCUUAUGGAAUGGGAUUGAAUCAGCGGUGGGUAGAAAGGGAGCCGUCUCUGCCUCCAUCGCUGCCACCUCUGUUGGUAGAGGUACAAAUGCUGACUCAUGGCUUGAACCAUUGUCGCUUUUGAGCUUGCCUUUGUUUCAGCAAUUGAUUCUUGCCAUGAGAGCGCGAGAUCCUAGCCCAGAUAUCAUAGAGAGCUGCUUAAUUUACUAUGCGAAGAAGUAUAUUCCAGGCAUAUCGAGAUUGAACCGGAAGCCAUUUUCGUCUUCAUCUAUAGCCUCAGAGAGCGAGCAUAGAGAGAUAUUAGAGACCAUAAUUUCAAAUCUUCCACGGGAGAGAAGCUCCAAAUCUUCCACGACAACAAGGUUUCUUUUCGGCUUGUUAAGAACUGCGAACAUAUUAAACGCAUCCGAAUCGUGUCGUUCCGCAUUGGAAAAGAAGAUUGGUUCACAACUGGAGCAUGCUACUCUUGAUGAGCUAUUGAUUCCUAGCUAUUCAAAACUUGACGAGAAUUUAUACGAUGUAGAUUGCUUGGAGAGAAUCUUAAUCUACUGCCUGGAUGGACUGGAAGAAAGAAAUGCAUCUGGAAUUGAAGCGGAGGAGGAUGGUGAUCACAAUGUGAUAUCGUCGUGUUUGAUACUCGUCGGAAAAUUAAUCGAUGGUUAUCUGGCUGAAAUUGCUUCAGAUGCGAACCUGAAACCUGAUAGAUUCUACAAUCUGGCAAUCGUUUUACCGGAGCAAGCUAGGCUUUUCCACGACGGUCUCUACAGAGCCGUCGACAUCUAUAUCAAGGCGCAUCCAUGGAUAUCACAGGCAGAGAAGGAGAAGAUAUGUAGAGUGAUGGACUGCCAAAAGCUAACAUUGGAGGCAUGCACGCACGCUGCACAAAACGAGCGGCUUCCGCUGCGGGCGGUAGUUCAAGUUUUGUUUUUCGAACAAUUACAACUCCGACACGCAAUCGCCGGAAAAUUAAUCGCGGCAAAUGCAACGCCGCAGAAUUCUGCGAGACCGUCGGUUCUAAGACGGGAACAAGAAGGGGUAGAGGAGGGAACAAUACCGGCAGUGGCAGCAGGAGCAGGGGAGGCAGAGGAAAGCAGAAGUCCUUGGAGGACAGCAGUGAGGGCGAAUCAGGUGCUGCGACUAGAUAUGGAUAGUAUGAGGACGCGGGUGCAUCAACUGGAAAAGGAAUGUUCGACAAUGAAGAAAGUGAUCCAGAAAAUUGAUAAAGAGGGCCCACGUGGAUGGGGAAGUUCCCUGACGAGGAGAUUCGGGUGCAAGAUAAAGACUCAAGUGUGUGAUUCUCAUGGACAGACGGUGGUAAAUGGGAGAAAAGGAAGAGACCAUGAUCACCAACAAUAAGGCUUCCGCAGAUGAAAAUGACAUGUCUUUAAUUUUUUGUCGUCUCGUGUGAGUUGACCAGUUUACACCGUGUGGUUGUGUGCACUUGAUUAGUUACGUGCAAAUUAGGAUAUAAUCGAGUAGGUUACCCGCAAAAAUUAAGCUACUGGAAUCCGAAUUCGAAUUGGAUUUAGUAAUAUCUGAAUCCGUUUUAAAUUUAAUUAAAAAUUAAUUUAAAUUAUCUGAAUUCGUCCCAAA